AUAUGUAGAAAUCAACAAAGCAAUACAAAUUACCGACUUAUUCCAGAACGUCACUAGUGCAGGCGAUCCGCGAACGCCGGCGCCUUAAUUUUACGUACGGCUCAAGGUCAACUAAAGUCAUAUUUUAAAUAAGCGUCAGUUGCGCUAACGCCAUCGCCGUGAUAAGACGUGCUUUUAUAUUAUUAGGUCUAGGCUAGUGACGAGAAGUGGUCGAUGAUGUUAUACAACGACGAAGAAUUAUUAACGAUAUUGCAACCAUCAAACAAUGAUAUUAGUAGUGGAAGCAGUUUAACAGAUAGUGAUAAUGAAUCGGAACACGAGGAAUCUUCUACUACUUGGAGUGAGACAGCGUUCACACCUGAAUUGUGUGAAUUUAAUGACUAUAUAGCAGGAAUUAAUUCAAAUGGUGUUGAUUUUCAAUCUAAAGAAUUGGAAUGUUUCUUACAUUUUCUAGGCGACGACAUUAUAUUAAAAAUAAUAGAAUUCACUAAUGCUCAACAUCAAAAAUUUAUACGUCGCUGUGAUAUAAGAGUUUUUUCGAGGCUACAGAAUUGGCGAGAAAUUUCUGUUGCAGAAAUGUAUGUAUUCUUGGCUGUUACAUUCUUAUUUACACGAAACAAACACCUGACUAUAGAGGAACACUGGGCAACGGACCACUUACUACAAUCUCCCAUAUUUUCCAAGACAAUGUCUAGAAACAGGUAUACUACUAUACUAGGUUUACUUAGUUUUGCUUUACCAGGCACGGACUCUGGCCACGUUCUAAAAGACAUACUACCUCUGCUGCAACACAUCAAAAACAGUUUCAGGAGUUCUCUUACGCCAUAUCGAGACUUAUGCAUAGACGAAAGUAUAAUGCCUUAUAAAGGUUACAUUUCAAUUAAGCAAUAUAUACCAAAUAAAAGAAACCGUUUUGGUAUUAAGCUAUUUAUAAUGUGUGAUGUUAAGACUAAAUUUAUAAUUGAAUUUAUAAUUUACUGUGGAUCACGAACUGAAAUAGACGAUCCCAAUAAUUUAGGAAUCACCGGAGCCGUUGUUACGAAUCUUUUAGAAGGCUUAACCGAUGAAAACCGACGAAUUUAUGCAGAUAACUGGUACAGUAGUCCUAAACUGUAUCAAUACUUACACAAUAGAAAAACAUAUGCAUGUGGCACGGUGCGGCUCAAUCGACUUAAGAAAGCUGGUGCAGGAAAUUUUAAACCUUUAAAGAAAGGAGAAAUUCACGCGCUGUACAACAAACCUCUGAUGGCUCUGAAGUAUAAAGAUAAAAGAGACAUUUAUAUGCUCUCUACAUGUCACACGGCUGAGUUUGGACCUACAAAUAAAUACAAUAGACAAACCGGGCUGCCUGUAAUGAAACCGGAAAUAAUUAUAGAUUACAAUAAAAAAAAGGGGAUAGUUGAUAAUACAGACAUGUUGUUACAUUCAGUUCAAUGUAUAAGAAAAUCUAAAAUAUGGCAUAAAAAGCUCGGUCUGCAUCUAAUUGAUCUAUGUAUGCUCAAUGCUCAUGCCUUCUUUAAAAUAUUUCAUACAAAUACAAGCUUGGCCGAUUUUCAAUUAGGAGUUAUUAGGCAGUUAAUAGAAAAAUAUAAAGCGCCCGAGUUGGAAUACUCUAUCCCGACCACUUCUCGAUCCACAAGUGCACUACGAUUAGCAGCACAAAAUCUUGCUGACCAUAUGCCAGAAUAUACAAAAGGCAAAAAAUCAAGACCUUGUUUUGUAUGCCAACAUACAAAAUUACAUGAAAGACGUCGGAGAGAGUCUCGCUUUAUGUGUGAAAUUUGCCAAGUAACACUAUGCAUCGUUCCAUGCUUUAAAAUAUACCAUAAACAAAAUGAGUUUUAAUUUAACAAUAAAUUACUCACGUGAAUAUACUUAAUUACUUAA
This is a messenger RNA of Spodoptera litura, 1887 nucleotides long. NCBI's taxonomy places the organism in Eukaryota, Metazoa, Arthropoda, Insecta, Lepidoptera, Noctuidae. The record is from RefSeq and is a predicted model, not a curated record.